This is a messenger RNA of Dovyalis caffra, 1173 nucleotides long. The record is from the annotation of a GenBank genome assembly. Lineage: Eukaryota; Viridiplantae; Streptophyta; Magnoliopsida; Malpighiales; Salicaceae.
AUGAUACAGUCCUUCUGGGAUGGUGAUGAAGACUGGGAAGAGAAGAUUUGCCCAAAAUUUGCGUCAAGACUAAGCUCUCCUCCGUUUUUAGCUAUUAGGGUGUUUUCCAAAAAUAUUGCUUUACUUCUGUAUGAGUUUUGUAACGAUGAUGAUUUUGUUUUGAUAAAUAUCGAUGGAUACUUACUUCGCCGGCAAGUAAACAAGCUAGAAUGCUUGUUAGAAGAUGAACACUUAAUUGACAAUCUUCUGGAACGCGGCAUUGAUGACUUCAAUAUUUUCCAGCUCCUCCAACCUCAUACUGAUUCAAAUGACAAAAACCCAUCUUCAUUUGAGUUUCUGAAACAUCUUCAGGGAUGCAAGAAGGGAGACAAGGUUAAAGGCAUUACUAAGCUAAAAGGAUACCUUAAACAAUUCGGCUAUUUGAGCCGAAACGGUUCAAACAAUGAGUUUAAGGCCAUUGCUGCACCUGAUGAUGAUGAUGAUUUUGAUGAAGUUAUGGUUUCAGCAAUCAACGCUUAUCAGCAGAAUUAUAAUCUUGAGGUAACAGGAACCUUAGAUGCGAAAACAUUAUCAAAGAUGAUGAUGCCACGAUGCGGCAUGCCGGAUUCUAACAUCAAGAAAACAGGUUCACGGCACAGGGAAAUUCAAGAACCUGGCCGCCAAGGGUUUAUCCAUGAAAGUUCUCAUUACGCAUUCUUCAAUGGGAACUUGACAUGGCCACCUUCUAAAACCCAACUCACCUAUGCAUUUCCUUCAGGUACAAACUCUGAUGCUCGACAAUCUUUUUCACAAGCUUUUCAGAAAUGGGCAUCGGUGAGUCGUUUCACAUUCACUAGCAUUGAAGAUUUUGCAAAUGCGGAUAUCAAAAUUAGCUUCCAAGCAUAUGAUCAUGGAGAUGGAAGUCCAUUUGAUGGUCCUCGUGGGGUUCUUGCUCAUGCUUUUCCACCAACUGAUGGAAGGUUACACUUGGAUGCCUCUGAGAAAUGGGCAGUGGGUGCAGUCCCUGGAGCGUUUGACAUUGGGACCGUUGGCUUGCAUGAAAUUGGACAUAUUUUAGGACUUCAACAUAGCACAUCUGAAAAGGCCAUCAUGUACCCAAUGAUUGGUCCAGGAGGGACGAAAGGUUUGUCUUCUGAUGAUAUUGAAGGAAUCAAAGCUUUAUAUCAAGAAUAA